GUAUCCUCCGGCUGGCAGCCAGGCGGGCGCGUCACGUGGCCGAGCAGCGUCCAGGGCGCGGAGGCGCGGGCCGCCAGGCAUGGACCAUCAGGCCGCCGGAGCCCGGGCGCUGGGGGCCGCCGAGCCGCCUCGGGGGCCGCCGCUGCCGAGCGCACGGGAGGCGCCCCCCAGCCCGGGGGCUGGCUUUGUCCCAGCUGACCACUCCGGUCAGGAGAGAGACACUGAGAAGGCCGUGGAUCGGCUAGCCAGUGGAGCACAGAGCAUCCCUAAUGGUAGUCCUGCCCAUGGUGAGGGCACCCACUCGGAAGAGGAAGACUUUGCCGUGGAGGAUGAGGAUUCUGAUGGGGACCUGAAUACCUGGGAGCUGUCAGAAGGAGUGUCCGACUGCCCGCCCAAGGAACAGGCUGCUGAUCUUUUUAACGAGGACUGGGACUUGGAGUUGAAAGCAGAUCAAGGGAAUCCGUAUGAUGCUGAUGACAUCCAGGGUUGCAUUUCUCAGGAGGUCAAACCUUGGGUGUGCUGUGCCCCGCAAGGAGAUAUGAUCUAUGACCCCAGUUGGCACCACCCACCUCCGCUGAUACCCCACUAUUCCAAGAUGGUCUUUGAAACAGGACAGUUCGAUGAUGCUGAAGAUUGAGUGUGCAGCUUUUUUGCCUGGGGGGUGGGUGCACCCUCCAGAUGAAGGCCUGUCUUCCUUUGAGGUGAGAUGUCAUAUUUGAGGACACAUUCCCAGUGAUCCCUGAGUCGGGCACACAGACUGGUGUUAAAUAAGGUCCCGAUGUCCUCCAGUUCUGCUAUUGUUGUUGUUGUUUUUAUCGAGCUCCUCCUUGGAACGUGUGAGUGUUCGUGUCUGUGUCAGGAGGAGCUGUGUUCUUUAUAAAUAAAGGUAGAAAAAAUUU
Molecule: messenger RNA, 899 nt
Organism: Prionailurus viverrinus (fishing cat)
Lineage: Eukaryota; Metazoa; Chordata; Mammalia; Carnivora; Felidae
Gene: COPRS
Product: coordinator of PRMT5 and differentiation stimulator
Exons: 4
Coding region: 80-637 (185 amino acids)
Cellular component (GO): nucleus
Molecular function (GO): histone binding
Source: RefSeq, a predicted model, not a curated record